CCUGGUUUGGAAGUGUCUGAAGGACUUGGUUCUUGCAGCCUCAUCUCCUUCCCCGCCCUCUCCCCCCUCUCCCCCUCCAGCUCCUGGCUGGAGGAGAGAGACUGUCAAUCGUGGGCAAAAAGACAGAGCAGACAAAAGGUUAUUUGUAAAGAGCUCCUUCCAGCCCCUCUACUCUUCUCCUCCUGCUCAAACUCAGAGCUUGAGCAUUUAAUAAGACUUCUCUGCCAAGAAGAUUGAAAGGGAGAGAAGAAGAAGAAAGAUUUCAGAGCUAAGUCAUUCCACAAUACCGUGGUAUCUCCUUCAAAUUUUGUUGUUUGUUUUACUGACAAGGAGAAUAAAUUAAGACAGAGGGUAUUUGCCUAAGUCAGAAGAUUAGGAGGCAAAGAACAGCGCCUACAACUCAGCUUCCUGACCACCAGAUAGAGCUGAAAGCCAAAAUGAAAAUCACAGCCGUGCUGGUUUUGCUGAAUUUGCUGCUAGGAGGACAUGCCAUGUCCACCACCCGUCUCUCUUGCUACAGGAAGAUUUUAAAAGAUCACAACUGUCACAAUAUUCCUGAAGGAGUGGCAGAUCUUAAACAGAUUGAUGGACACCUCCAGGACCACUUCUGGGAUGGAAAAGGAUGUGAGAUGAUCUGUUAUUGCAACUUCAGUGAACUGCUGUGCUGCCCAAAAGACGUCUUCUUUGGGCCGAAGAUCUCUUUUGUGAUCCCUUGCAACAACCAGUGAGAAUCUUCAUAACGGCUGCAUGUUAUAGUCUAUAGAGUAUAGGAUACGGACCGGAGAUUACCCAGGUUCGAAUUCUGGUUCCAGCUUUUCAUAACUGUGAUCCUGAGGAAACUGCUUAAUCUUUUGGAGCCCAAGAUGCUAAUCUAUAAAAUGGAAAUAAUAGAACCUACCUCCCAAGGAUAUUAUAAGGAUCAAAUGAGAUCAAAUGCUUUGCAAACCUUAAAGUGCCAUAUAUAUUCUAGAGCAUAUCCCCAACAAAUCUAUACAAUAAUAAUAAUAAAAAAAUCAACUGUUAUGAGAGGUUGCUUCUAUUCAAUACCUUCAGGCAAGAUGUAAAUCCCUAGUUGUCCAGGGCAAAAAGUUUGCCAGGCUAGUGGCAAACAAACAAAUAGACUGAUUUCAUCUUUCCCCCUCCUCGUGGAUACUGAUAGCAGACUGAUCUUGCAAAAACAAUUUUAUUGAAGCCUUUUGCUUUUAC
This is a messenger RNA of Vombatus ursinus (common wombat), 1206 nucleotides long. It is a transcript of the gene SCRG1, whose product is annotated as stimulator of chondrogenesis 1. The record is from RefSeq and is a predicted model, not a curated record. Lineage: Eukaryota; Metazoa; Chordata; Mammalia; Diprotodontia; Vombatidae. The coding region runs from base 438 to 728 and encodes 96 amino acids. The transcript has 4 exons.